AGGAGGAAGCUUGCGCCGCCUCGAUGUGCCCCCGAGAGAUGCAAGCUCCUGUGCAAUUGGAGCCGCCGAGAGAAGAGAAGAGGGCGCGGGAGCGCAGAGGAGCGAGGCAGGAAUAUCACCAGUGACACACAUCAUCACAACACGCGUAGCCGCCGAGCGUACGAGGGAGGAGGGUUGCGAUUAGACGCGCCGUGUCAGUGGCGGCAGUAGUCGGACGUGCAAGAGACGACGCGACGUAGAACAGAGGUCGUCACGUCGGUUCGCUGCUGCCGCUGAGAGGGACGCGGCGCGCCGCUCGUUGCUUCUGCGCUAGCGGCAGGAGCAGCACGCAGCUGCACGGACGACGGCGCAGCACGGGCUGAGCGAGCCUCCCGAGUGCCGUGCGGGGGAGCGAGCGAUUGGCGCGGGGCGAAGAAGGCGUGGAGACGGUGGAAACGUGCGUGGAACGUGGCCACGGGUGCCUGAUAUGGGGAACCUGUUAAAAGUGCUCACUUGCACAGACCUUGAACAGGGGCCAAACUUUUUCCUUGACUUUGAAAAUGCGCAGCCCACCGAGGCGGAGCGGGACUCGUGGCAGCAGGUGAACGGCGUGCUGCAGCAGAGCGAGGGCAUCCUCACCGAGCUGCAGGCCUACCGCGGGGCCGGCCAGGAGAUCCGAGAGGCGAUCUCCAACUCCAACGACGUCGAGCUGCAGGAGAAGGCGUGGAAGGCCGUGUGUCCACUCGUGGCCAAGCUCAAGCGCUAUUAUGAGUUCUCCCUCUGCCUGGCGGAGGCGCUGCGCAGCCUGCUCACGGCGCUCACGUGCCCGCCCUGCACGCCCACGCAGCACCUGGAGCGAGAGCAGGCGCUCGCCAAGCAGUUCGCCGAGAUCCUCCACUUCACGCUGCGCUUCGACGAGCUCAAGAUGACGAACCCAGCGAUUCAGAACGACUUCAGCUACUACAGACGCACGCUCAGCCGCAACAGGAUAAACAACACCUACCAAAUCGCGGAGAACGAAGUCAACAACGAGAUGGCGAACCGGAUGUCCUUGUUCUACGCCGAGGCCACCCCGAUGCUCAAGACCCUCAGCGACGUCACCACGAAGUUCGUCUCUGAAAACAAGACGCUCCCCAUCGAGAACACCACCGACUGCCUCAGCACCAUGGCCAGUGUCUGCAAGGUCAUGCUGGAGACUCCGGAGUACCGGAGUCGGUUCACCAACGAGGAGACGGUGUCCUUCUGCCUGCGGGUCAUGGUGGGCGUCAUCAUCCUUUACGACCACGUGCACCCGGUGGGCGCGUUCGCUCGCAGCUCCAAGAUCGACAUGAAAGGUUGUAUAAAGGUGCUCAAAGAACAGCCUCCGAACAGCGUGGAAGGUCUGCUAAACGCACUCAGGUACACGACGCGACACCUGAACGACGAGAACACGUCCAAGCAGGUGAAGAGCAUGCUCCAGUAGGGGGGCAGGGGGGGGCGGGGGGGCGUGCACGGACGAACGCCGCUCCGCCCGGACGGCGCGACCAUCGGUGGCGGUGAGGGCGGCGCGUCGUCCACGUCGUCCGCGUCAUACCGUCCCUGCAGAGGCCUCACCGGACCGGGCGGCCCGGUCGUGGUGCCGCACGUACAACGCUGCCACCACCGCCGCCUCCGAGAUGCUGAGCCCCGUUGCAUGGCCGCGUAAAUAUUCAUGUUUCCCCGUGACAGCCUCCGCCCCCUUGUACGAGUAACGGAACACGAUCGGAUGGCGGAGGGAAGGCAGUUUUAAUUGGUCGGUGUAAAUAUUGGCGUGGAGGGCCCAAUUAGUGAAUGCACUAUCUCGCUCCGUCGCUCUGUCGCUGGGUGCACGCGUGCCCCAUUAAUUGUCGCUCAUCCCUCCGAACCAGCGCUCCCCAGAAGUAGAGGAUUCGGCAGUUUCCCCUGGGCCGAGCGACCAGGACGCAGCGUAACCCUCCAGUCGUGCCAACGGGGCCGGAUUUAGGAAACCAUUCGGGGACAUUUUUUUCAGGGUCCAAAACUCCAGGGGACCCCAUCGGAGGGGAGGGGGGGUAAUAUUUGUUUGAAUCGAGCAAAGUCAGACUGUUCUGAUACGAGAAUGAUAUUAGUCAAUAAACCUGCCCUUGCUAAGAGCUUUCCAGUUCGGUUUUGAUGUCAUCAGUGUCCCCAAACCUGCCGUGUCACGCGCAGCCCCCUCUCCCCCCAUAGUGGGGGUUGUGGAUUUUGUCCCUGUGUGUGUGUCUAUGUCUAUGUGUGUGUAUGUGUCUUUGCCUCUGUAUGUGUGUCUUUGAGUGUGUGUGUCUUUGUGUAUGUAUGUGUGUGUCUUUGUGUGUUUGUAUGUCUCUGUGUGCAUGUAUGUGUCUUUGUCUUUUUGUCUGUGUGUGUGUCUUUAUCUACGUGUAUAUGUGUGUGUUUUUGUAGGAGUGUGCGUGCCUUUCUCUGUGUGUGUUUGUCUAUGUGUGUAUGUAUGUGUGUAUAGGUGUCUUUGCAUGUGUGUGUGUGCAUGUGUCUGUAUGUGUGCGUCUAGGUGUGAUUGUCGUACAUGAGUGUGUGGAGAGCGGUAGUGUAGCGGUUAGCUCUACGCUGCGCUAUGAACCCGGCGACCCGAGUUCAAUUCCUGCUCAUGGCCAACACCAGUGAUAAUUAUCUGAACCGGUCCUGGGUCUCCCCUAGGUCGACUCGGCCUCAAAUCAGUGUCUGUUGUGUGUGUAAACUAUAGAGGCAAAGGCGGCUUGCUAACAGCUCGCUCACAGAACCUGCCCCAAAAGCCUGCGAAGGCGAUGAGGUGGAUCUUUGCUGUGCAGUAUUCCCUCGUUAUUCGCGAGGGAUACAUGCUCAUGGGUAGUGACAUGGGCCUGGUAAAACCUACCAUUUUAUUGAAUUACCUUAAAUAAAUACAUACAUACGCUAUUGAAUGUGUAAAUUAUAAUAAUAUAUCUCGUCAUUUUCUUUCUCUCUCUCUCGAUGUAGUCGUGUAGAGUUCCAAAUACGAUUCUUAGCCAAAAUCAUGAAUAACAAGUUUAUGAAUAAUGACGGAAUGCUGUAUGUACAUGUUUAGAUGUGUGUGUGCAUGUGUAUGUGCAUAUCUAUGUAUGUGCGUAUGUGUGUGCAUGUUUACGUAUGUGUGUAUGUGUGUGUGUAUGUAUGUGUGUGUCAGUGACGUGCGGUGAGGUCAAUGGCUGGGGAGGCACUGGCUCGUGUCAGAGCCAGAUUCACACACUGAGGGAGGCGUGGCCUCACGGAGGGGGGCGUGUUAGACGCGUCACCCUCGGUGAGGCAGAUGUGAUGCUGCCUCCCUUGGUGCUUUUUCAUUGCAGUUUCAUGACGAAACCAGCGAGCCUAAAUAUAUUUAUACACAUACGUGAAAUGAGUUACCUGGAGUAUGGAAGGCGAGGACAUGAAACGAAGGGGUCUACAAACAUCACAUUGGUGACACAGAGAUAGUAACAGGCACGCGCUUAUUUCCCGCGCUCCAUCCAGUUACUGAGGGGUUGCGCAAUCAGAGGGGAGGCUGAGCUCGUCGCUGCCUCACCUCUCGUCUCUUCCUGUAUUUGCAGCGGAGCUCUGCAAAUUUGGCGAUUUUGACUUUAAAAAUUAUUGGAAUCGUACAGAAAUUACAUUUAUAUCACAGAUCAGUGGAAAAAUCUUAAUAUUUCUUUCAUUUUAUUAUUUAUUUUUUUUACUUUUCGUAACAGCUAUUUUCAUUAGAGCAUGACAGGUGAGGCUCUGCCUCCCCUGCCUCCCCUGACCGUACGUCCCUGGUGUGUGUGUGUAUAUGUGUGUGUGUCUAUGUGUGUGUGUCUAUGUGUGUGUGUCUAUGUUUUUUAUGCCCAGCCACCGCAUGCCUAAACAGCUUUUGUUCGGCCGGAUCGAGGGGGCUAGACGGGCGCGGCACGGGCUGGAGAAGAGAUGGAGUGAUGUGGUACAGGAGGACGUGGAGCUGAGUGGACUUGCCGAUGACUGGUACCAGCGGUGUCAAGAUCGGCCUCAGUGGAGGAGGCUCGUGAAGGACGCUACUGGGCAGUUGGAGGCAGUCGCCCUCCAACAACAACGGAGGGCGGAGGAGCGACGCUCACAACAACGAGCGGAGCGCCGGGUGGCUAAAGCACAGCAAGUUGGCACAGUAGGGGGCACAGGUGGUGCAUCAGCCAGUCAUCUCGGUCAUCUCGGUCAGUCGACCAGUGGCACCUGGGUCUGCCCCGUGACCUCCUGCCAGCGGGCUUUCGACACUUCACGUGGCCUCAAGGUGCACUUGGCCUGGCACAAGCAUCGUGGUGACGUCACCGCCACUUAGUGGCGAAUGGCGGUUGUUGUUGUUGUUGUUGUGUCUAUGUGUGUGUGUGUCUAUGUGUGUGUGUGUCUAUGUGUGUGUGUGUCUAUGUGUGUGUGUGUAUGUGUGUGUGUCUAUGUGUGUGUGUCUAUGUGUGUGUGUCUAUGUGAGGAGGGGGGGUGCUCUUUUUUGCUCGUGUCCUGGGGGGCACAGGUCCCUAAACCCGGCCCUGCCUAAGAAGGCAUCGUUGAAUCUAAACAUUAAAAUUGAUGCAUUUCCGACACAACAAACAGUCCUGCAUCAUUAAUAUUACAGUAGUUUAUUUACAAAAAAAAUCUAAUCGAGACAAUACCUUGGCUUUUACUUGUGCAUUCAUUAAUUUGUACCUUUUAUUAAUUCUGCCCCCUGCGAUCUUCGGGGAGGGCGUCGCGAGCGGUGUGAUUGCACGCGAGCCCUCUGCUUGUUCCACCGCUGCUGCUGCUGUUGCUGGCUGAAUGUCUCUGGGCUAGAUCGGAGUGUGCGUGCGAUGUAUCCCGAAUUGCACCGACGACUUGCUUGGGAUUACGGUCGGCAGAGAUUGGGGGGGGGGGGUGUUUGAGGAGGGUGUUCACAACGCAAGCCGGCCGCUGCGUCCCAGCGGACGUGUCGCGCUGCCACCGGCAGGCGUGCCGCGGAUGUGCGGCGCCCGUCUCCGGAAAGUCCGGCCGCCACAAUUAAUUGAGCCGAGCCGCGGCAGUAUUUGUAGUGAAACGUGCGGCAGCCCCGAGAGAGACCAAACACACGAGAGCGGGAGCCCCGGCGGUGUCCGAGUGCGUCCUGCGAGUGUCUUCGUGCGUGGGACACACGAAGACACUCGUGGCUCACGUGACCCACGUGAGUCACGUGGCUCACGUGACCCACGUGAGUCACGUGGGUCACGUGGGUCACGUGAGUCACGAAUGUCACGUGGGACACACGAAGACACUCGUGGCCCACGUGACUCACGGCCACCAACGGUGGGGGAAGCCAAGCGCUGUGCACGUUGAGGCUGCGUGCGGCGCUGCCCUCACCGUGGCGGGUCGGCACGUGGUGCCCGCCGGCUCGAUCGCCGGAUCCGUCGGCGAACGAUUUGCGGUUUCCUACAUCGGUCGAUUGUGGUUGAUGAUGGUGGUGGUGGUGGUGGCGGUGGUCGUGUGGUUCGUCGUGAUUAUCGGGCAGUGAACGUUUGCAUGUUGUGUCGACGCGCUUCAGUAUUUUGUGUUCAGAGUGUUGUGAGCUCCGGUCCCAGUGGCAGGGGAGGGUGGUGGAUGUGAAACUUGACUGUGUUUGUUUUCGCGGCUGUGGCUGUGCAUCUCCCCGAUGCGUUUUUGGUCGUGCCGUGUGCCAUUUGGCGCGACGUCCGACGUUUCGCUCCACAUGCUUGAAACUUCUCCAGGAACUGAAGCGAGCAGCUCACGUUCUCGCUGGUUUAUAUUCCGCUGCCGGCCGCUGCUGGGGCGUGUGGGCCCGGUCGACGUUGUUCACCGAGCCCUCCAAGUUUGGUGCGCGUGGUGCCGCCCGACGCCGCCGCCACGCGCGAGAGGAGAGAGACGUGAUCAUGGGAGUGUGAAACGUCGCCGUCGCGCCAACCGCGCAGCGCCACGGCCGCUGAAUUUUCUGGGCUCACCGACUCUCGGCGGCGGGUGUCCCCACUCCCCCUGAGGCUCCCCACUCCCCCUGAGGUUCCCCACUCCCCCUGGUUGUGCUUGUGAUGGACGUCUUCUCCUCGGGCUUGUCGACCCCGUGCUGGCGCACCAGCCGACUCAUUGGCGGUAAAAGAGGUCAAGUUCAACUGCCCUAUUGUCGUGGGGCGCAAUGGUAACCACAUCGAACUGGUAACCCAGAGGCCACCGGUUCGAUUCGAUCUCCGGGCGUGGCAGUUGAAACAGUGGUGCAAGUUUCUCGAAUCACUUUUCCCCUCUGCCCCCCGGCCCACCACUGCCUCUGUCUACAACGCAGUCGAUUGGCGGACCCUUGUGGUGGGACAAAGUGUCGGUACUCCGACCUCACCCAAGACACCUAGCCAAGUUAACCUCUGGAGGGGAGUCUCCAGAGCUCACCUCGAGCGGAGGCUCUGUGCCAGCAGUGGCGUUGAGCGAGGAAAUUGCAGCGCUGCCCCUUGACCUCUCAUUGAUCCGGCCCCGGCUUCGCCUGCUGCCUCCGGGCGGUGUGGGGGCCGCCGCUCGCACCCUGCACCUGGUCCGCAAGUCCAGAGAGGUGACGCGGCUCAUCCGGACGUUUGCCGUGAGAGUUGAAUCCCAGCACAGGGUGCUACUGAGGUUACUGAAGUAGCAGCAAGCAUGUCCUCUGAAUGUAUUCUCGAGUCAACCCCACAGUGUACCAGUUGCUGAGGUCAAAGUGUUUUGACCUCUUGAGACCCAUAGGGCCGCUGUGGGGGCUUGUGACUGUUGGUCACUACUGACCCACCUUGCCCCAGUUUUCAAUUGUCACCAAGAGUUUGGUGACCGCAUUUGUCGGCAACGCACCUUGCCAAGGUUUUGUGGCGGGGGCCUGAUAUCUCAAGUGUUCGGCGUUCGGCCGCACCUGAUGGAAGGCCUCAGAGUAGAUGGUGGUGGGAGGCCGUCAGGGCGAGUCGCUGCGUGUCGGCUGCAGCAGCAGCAGCAGCAGCAGCAGCGGCGGCGGGAUUCUGGCGGAGGGGAGACCGCGUUGGCGUGGUGCGGUGGCGUCGACGGCUUUGGCCACGGUGGCCUCUCGAGUGAUGAACUUUUGGUCUCUGCGGCGUGCUUAGCAGAGGCAUCUAAAACAACGGCGAGUCCAGCGUCCCCCUCGUGCCGCGAUCGCGGGGUGGGGGAGCGACGUUGGCACCGCGCUCGCCCUCGACCCUGCCGACUCGCGGCUCUGGCGAGAGGCGCCGCGUGCCGGCUGCUCUCGCGCUUGGCGCUUGGCCACCCCUCGUCGAAUCGUCGUCGUCGUCACCGCCGCCGUCACCGCGCUCCGUCCUUGUACUUCUCGUCGUGUCCAUCGCCGAGGUGUAUAUUUUUUUUUUAUCAACCAGCAAAAAAAAACAAAGUGGUAGUUUCAUUCCCUGUUUUGUACUCUUUAAAUUGUGUGGCGGCAUGCGGCCCCUCGAGUCGAUGUGCAGUGGAGUCGCCGUGACCGCAAAACAAGUUUUGUUACGGUGAGCAAACAAUUUAAACUUUACAUAAUCCCUUUUUAAACGAAUAAAAAAAAUACCGUGAAUGUGCAUAUUACCUUUUUUUUGUAAAUGUGUGUUGUAAAGCUGCAUCAAACUAACUUCUUCUGGAAGCACAAAAUAACUGGAUGUACCCGUGCGUACGUGUUGGUUGUGAAUAUUUCAAGCGGCGUGUGCUGUGUGCUCCGUGCACGGAGAUUAGUUUCCGUUUUAAAGCCCCUGAAUGUGCCAGUGACGGAGGGUUUUCUUGUUUCUUUUUGUAAAUCUGAUUAACCAUUUUCUUUCUACCAACAAAUAAAUCCUUAGUCCUUGAUAAUGACACGGGCUACUUUUUUUUUUAAACCCCACCCUGCAAUGUGAACCGUGGAAGUGUGCUGAACGUAUUAUUGACCUUUCUAAAAUAAAUGUUGGCCGUUGUAACCCA
Molecule: messenger RNA, 7842 nt
Organism: Lethenteron reissneri (Far Eastern brook lamprey)
Lineage: Eukaryota; Metazoa; Chordata; Hyperoartia; Petromyzontiformes; Petromyzontidae
Product: CYFIP-related Rac1 interactor A-like
Biological process (GO): regulation of actin filament polymerization
Molecular function (GO): small GTPase binding
Source: RefSeq, a predicted model, not a curated record